This is a messenger RNA of Arachis stenosperma, 1110 nucleotides long. RefSeq lists its product as uncharacterized. Lineage: Eukaryota; Viridiplantae; Streptophyta; Magnoliopsida; Fabales; Fabaceae. The record is from RefSeq and is a predicted model, not a curated record. Bases 1 to 1110 code for a protein of 369 amino acids. The transcript is spliced from 3 exons.
AUGACAUUCAAUGUGUUUAAAGCCAUGAGUUACCCACACAACUCAUUAGGAGAAUGUAUGAGGUUGGACUCCGUAGAGGCUUUGGUACAAGAAACUCUUAAAGAAGAACUUGAAGCAUCAACAGAAGAAGAAUUAGCAGCAAGCGAGGAAGCUGCAACUGCUGAAAUACAUGUUCAAGGCAUGCUAGAAGAAAAGAAGGAAGGAAAAGAAGUGCCCAAACUGGAGCUUAAAACACUGCCAACCACCCUCAAAUAUGCAUACUUGGGAGAAAAUAAAAGUUAUCCAAUGAUCAUAAAUUCAGCCCUCAGCCAAGAACAAGAGGAAGAGUUGCUUCAAGUCUUGCGAAAGCAUAAGGAUGCCAUUGGAUGGACACUUGCUGACUUGAAGGGAAUCAGUUCAGCCAUAUGCAUGCAUAAGAUACUCCUGAAAGAAGGUGCCAAACCGUCCAUUCAGCCCCAAAGAAGGUUGAAUCCAGCAAUGAAGGAAGUAGUGCAGAAAGAAGUUAUGAAAUUGUGGCAGGGUGGAGUAAUCUAUCCAAUUUCAGAUAGCCAAUGGGUCAGUCCAGUUCAAGUGGUUCCCAAGAAAGGAGGAAUCACUGUGGUGCCCAACGAAAGGAAUGAGCUAAUCCCUACAAGAACCAUCACAGGCUGGAGAAUGCGCAUGCCAUUUGGGCUAUUUAAUGCACCAGCAACUUUUCAACGCUACAUGCUCUCCAUCUUUUCAGAUAUGAUAGAGAAGUUCAUUGAAGUCUUCAUGGAUGACUUCUCAGUAUUUGGAGAUUCCUUCCCUAAUUGCCUAAACCAUCUUGCCUUGGUAUUGAAAAGAUGUCAAGAAACCAAUCUAGUCUUGAACUGGAAAAAAGGUCAUUUCAUGGUGACAGAGGGAAUAGUUCUUGGCCAUAAAGUUUCUAAUCAAGGUAUUGAGGUAGACAGAGCUAAGGUGGAGCUAAUUGAAAAGUUACCUCCACCAAGUGAUGUCAAGGAGUUCAACAUCGAAAUUAGAGACAAAAAGGGUGUGGAGAACAAAGUGGCAGACCAUCUAUCCAGAAUACCUUGUGAGAAGAAUGAUGCCCAUGAUAUAGUUGUAAAUGAAUUCUUCCCAGAUGAGUAG